AUGGACCCUAGACAGAAUAACGAUAUAUUUAACUACAUUAUAUAUUUUAUAAAAAAUAACAACAUUAAUGAUGAUCUCAUAAGUGUGAAAAAUAUAUACAACCAUAUUAAAAAAAAUAAUAUUAGUCCUAAUAUUGUAAAUCCGUUAGAUGAAGAUAGAAAUAUAUUUUAUAGUUUAUUUUCUAUAAUUUAUAAUAAAAUAAAAAUAUAUAUUCAUUUAUUAAGAAAUAAAAAAUAUAACAAUGAUUUUCCAAAUUUCCUAUCAAAAAAUUAUAUUAACAGUACAUGUAUUUCUAACAAUUAUAUAAAAACAUAUGAUAUAUUAUAUAGUCCUAAAUGUUAUGUAGCAAUUGAAUAUUUUAUAAAAACCCUUUCACUAUGUGUUUCAAAAUUAAAUAUAAAAGAUGAAAAAAUAUUUUUUUUUUCUGGAAUCAAUCUUAUAUCUUCUUUGUUUGACUUGCAAAUGGCUGAAAAAGAAAACACACCUACAAAAGUUGAUAAAAAUGAUAAAAUAUUAAACACUGAAGAAUUUCAUUUAACUGUAAUAAGAUAUAUUAAAAAUGUGUUUAAAUAUAUAUACCCACAUAAUGCAUUUAAGGGAAUAAAUCAAGCCAAUUCAACAAGUACAACUAAUAUAGCUAGCUUUAAAAGUGGCGAUAAUUGGAGCCAAUUGGACAGAAAGUUGGAUAGUUUUUUUUGUCUUUUAAACAUUAUCCGAAAUUUGGUAGAAUUUAUUAUAAAUAAAAAUAAAAAAAUUAAAUUAAAAAGCCUAAAAUUAUUAUAUAUUAUUCAUAAAAAAAUAAAAAAUACAUAUAUAAUAAAAAAAAUAUUUAAAUGUGUUAGUUUAAAUUUGUUUAUUUUAUAUAAAAGCAUUAAUAUGAACAAAAUUAAAAUUAUUAUUUUAAAAAUAUUUACAAUAUCGAUUGAUAAAGUUUUGAAAUAUUAUUUGUUCAUUGAGGAUAAUGUUAUUUCUCAGUAUUUAAAAAGAUAUAGCUAUAUUUCAUAUAACACAUAUGAAUUAUUUCAACAAAAUAGUUUUAUAAAAAUAAAUGAUUCGAUUUUGAAACAGUGUGUGUUGUCAAAAGGGAGUUUAGAGAAAGACAACAAAAAUUUUGGAAAAAAACUUAUUUCUUGGAAUGAUCAAUCCAGUAUUCAACAAAAAGAAUCAACUUAUUUUUCAAACAAUAUCGAAUAUAUAGAAGACAAAAAUGUUAUAUCUAACAUUUAUUUUAUCUGUUAUUAUAUUUUAUUCAAUUACAAUUAUAAUGAGUAUAAAAAUGAUACAAAUUCUGGAGAUGAUAUAUGUGAAAUUUUGAAUAUUUGCAAAGUUAUUGUUAAAUAUUAUACAAUUUUAAAUAGAAAUAUACUUCUUAUGAUUUUUGUUUUUAUUUUAUCUCAAAUUUUUUAUGAUAAAGAUAUAAAUUUUUUAUCUAAUAUAAAUUUUUUGUUUAAUAAUAAGAUAUUACAAUAUUUUGAAGAAAACAAUUUGGAGAUUCAUAUUAUAGAAAGUUUAACAAAUAUAUUAAAAAACAAUUUUGACAAAUCAUAUAAAGAAAAAAAUCUUAAUCAGUAUAUGAUUGAUAACGAAACUGAUGAAUAUAUUUCUUCUAAUUAUAUUAAAAAUAUUAAUCAUGAAAAUAAAAAAAAGUGUUUCAAAAAUAUGCAUAAUUCAAAUAAUACUAUAAAUAUAGAUAUAAAAAAAGAAGCGUCAUUACCUAUUAAAUUAGGAAGUAAAUUUCAAAAUGAUCUACAUACAAUAUUUUUAAAUUUUAUAAAAAUUUUAUCAGAAAAAAAAGACAAAAAUCAGAGUUAUAAUGAAAUAAAUAAUUUUUUACUUGAUCAGUUAAAUUAUAAUAUAGAAAAUUAUGAUUUUAAAUAUUUAUAUAAUAUUUUUUUAUUAAAAAAAGAAAAUAAUAUUUUUAUUUUUUAUUUUUUAACAGGAUACAUAUAUUACACUUUUAUUAAUUAUAAUCUUAGAAUAAAAAAUAUUAUUAAUUUCUCGAAGCAUAUUAAUAGUUAUGUUAUUUUUAAUUUUUUACUAAAUUUAUAUGAAAUAUCUGAUUUAUCAUCAAUUCAUAAUAAAAAUGAUCAGCCUUUUCAAACUAACAUACAUAACAUAGUUUUAAAUGAAAACAAUUUAUUUUAUUCCAUUGAUAUAUAUAAUAACUAUCCCCUACUUCUUGUUGAUAAUAUUCAAGGCUUAUCAAAUUCAUUUAAUUUUGUUAACUUAUUGACACUGACAAAUGUGAAAAGUUGCUUUAAACAUCAGCCUAUAAGCUUGGUAAACAAGAUAAGCAUCUUUUCCUUUCUGGGGGUUGAAAAUAGCCAAAUCGAAAGCUACAUAAACCAUAUUUUAUUUUCUGAAUUUGAACUAAAAAAUGGAAAAGAUAACAAAAAUAUUGAGGAUAAAGAAAUGAAGCAAAAAUGUAAUAAUUUUCAUUUUUUAAAUUAUUUUCUUGAUUUUAUAAUUAUUUUAUUAUGGAUAAAAACAAAUUUAACAAAUAAAGAUGGAAAAUAUGUAUACAACUUUUAUGAUAAGACUGAUAUAUAUUUUGAACAAAAAUUAGAGACAGAAUUAAUAAAAAAUAUCUUAAUCGAGUAUUUGAAUAUUUUUAAUAAUUUUUUUUCUUUAGCAGUAAUAAUAAAAUUAAAAAACUUUAAAUUAAAUAUACAAAAAAUUGUAGAAAAUAUAAUUUGUUUAUGUUUCGAAAAAAUAAAAGAAAAUGAAAUAUGGAAAGAAAAUAAAAAAAAUAAUUCGCAUUAUUAUUUUAUAUCUUUGUUAAUUAUUUGUAUAAAUAAAUCUUUUCUAAUAUUAUAUUUAACCAAUUUAUAUGAAAUAAUAAAAAAAUAUUUUUACAAAAAUCUCGUUUUAUUUUUGUUAAAUAUAAAUAAUGAAUCAAAUAACAUCAAACAAUUGUCUACUUAUUUUUUGUUUAUUACACACAAAUAUUUAUCUAAUAAUGAAAAAGAAAAAUAUAACAAUAAAAAACAAAAUGAUUACCAUAACGAGUUAAUUCAUAUAAUUGACAAAUAUCAAGAUAUAAUAACUUGUUAUAUUUAUAAAAAAUUAAUUAACAUUGGAUCUAUUAAUAAUUGUAUGAAAAUAUUUAAACUCAUAAAAAUUUUAAUUUCUUAUAACUAUUCAAAUAUAUAUAUAUAUAAAGACAUAUGUAUAAAUAUUAUAAAAAUUACAAAAAAAAAAACAAAUGGUUUUUUGUUUUUAAAAAAUAAAAAUAAAAACAGUAUAGUUAUGAAUAUUCUAAAUACUUUUAAUUAUAUACUUUAUUUAUUUUACAAAAUUAUAUAUCAAAAUAGAAUUAAAAUAUUAUCUCAGAAAAAAUAUAUGUAUGCAAUAAAAGAUAAAAUACUAGAUGGCCAUGUAUAUAUAAAUAUUAACGAUUUAAAAAAUGAAAUAAACAAAAAAAAUAAUUUCAAUAAUUUAUUUGAAAUAAAUGUAGAUAACAAUCUAUCUGAUCUAAGUUAUGAAGUAGAUAUCCCUCAACAAUUUUUAGUCGAAAAAAAUAAAAAAAUAAUACUUUUAUACAAUUUUUUUUUUUUCAAAAAUAUAACAAGCUUUAGAAAAGAAAAAAAAAACACAUUUUUAAAUACAGUAAAAACAUUUUAUAAAAAUAUAAAAAAACAUAUAUACAAAAAUAUUAAUUAUCAACAGGUUGCCAAUUUAAUUGUAGAUGAUAAUUACUACGAUAUAGUUGAUCAAAUAAAUAAUACAAAUUUUGAAAAAGACACUAAAAAACAAAAAUGUCAGAAUAAUAAUUUAAAUCAUAUAGAAUUUACAGAUCAAAAUACUUAUUCAAUUAUCCUAUCUACAACUUCACACAUUUUUUAUUUUGCAAAGAAAUUUUUCUGUCAUGACGACGAACAUAUACGAUAUAAUGCACAAAUGUGUAUUUUCCAAUGUUUUUUUAUUUUUUCUACACACCGCCUUGAAUUGUAUCCCAAAAUAAACCAAGUAUUGGAAUAUAUAAAAGUAGCUCUUUCUCAAAAUCUGAAAAUGAACAAUCUUAUUAUUUUGAAGAUAUUAAAUUAUGUUACCAUAAUAGAUGAUAUAUUCCCAAUAAAACUAAUUUUAAAAGAUAUAAUAUCAACAUUAUGUUUUAAAUUGAAAAAGUUUGACAUAAAAAAUGGGUUACCAAACCAUAGUUACGAAUAUAGGUUCCUUGAAAAGGCAAUGGAAAUAUUUCUGACCCUUUCGAGAAUCGAAAAAUGUUUUGACAAAAUUUGUCCAUCAAUUUUAUUCCUUUGUCUCAAUAUUCUUAACAAAUUAUAUGAUGAUAAAAUAAAAAAUAUUUCUCUAAAUAUAAUUUCUAACUUGUUCAUUACUAAUAUUCCUAAGACGAAACAAGUAAUUGAGAGUAUCCGCAAAAUAAAGGAAAGAAUAAAUUUUGUAUACAACGAAAAUAUUUUAACUAAAAAAAUAAUAAAUAAAAUUGUUUUCAAAAAAAUUAUAAAUGAUAUUGAAGUUGUAGAUCAUUUAUCUUUCCUUUCGUGUUUAUUUAUGUCUGAAGAAUUAAAAGAAAUUGUUUUUUUAAUUAUUUCAAUAGACUACAACUUAAUCCUUUUUCUUAUAUUUUAUUUCGAGUUAUUAAUUGAAAAAUACAAAUACAAAUGCUCCUUAAAUCAGCAUUCUUUAAUUGUACAUAAUCAUUUUAAAAAUUAUUAA
Plasmodium berghei ANKA is the source of this 4680-nucleotide messenger RNA. RefSeq names its product conserved Plasmodium protein, unknown function. Lineage: Eukaryota; Apicomplexa; Aconoidasida; Haemosporida; Plasmodiidae. The record is from RefSeq and is a predicted model, not a curated record. Bases 1 to 4680 code for a protein of 1559 amino acids. The transcript is spliced from 7 exons.